Molecule: messenger RNA, 2091 nt
Organism: Effrenium voratum
Lineage: Eukaryota; Dinophyceae; Suessiales; Symbiodiniaceae
Source: the annotation of a GenBank genome assembly
UGUCGGAAAACGAUCCCAGGGAUGGCACUGCGCCUGUCCGUGUGUUGUCCAUGGCGAUCGAACUCUCCGGCGGCGGUGCGAGGCAAUUGCUUGCCGUGCAACAGCAGGAGAGGCCUCGUGACAAGAAGGCGAGCUUGGCAAACCUCCCGCAAUGUCAGCGGGGCAUCACGUUGCAGGAGCUCUUGGAUUUGCGGAACCAGGACAAAGACUGGCUUGAGGAGGUGCAAUGGUACUGUGCCAACUACCGGCUCGGUGGCAGCUGCAAGCCGCAGCAGCAGGGUUUCCAGGGCUUUUGCCCUCAAUGCCAACAGCCUGGGCAGGAUGGUCUGCGUUGGGAAAUGGGAGAAAGCUUCUUGUGUCGUGGUCAGGAGGGCGCACCAAGAACUUGUACGAGGUCGUGGAGGAGAGUUCGUGAAGCCUGUUUGCAAGGGUCACGGUGGACCAGGCAUAUCCUACGUGGAGUAUCUCAGCCUGCACCACCGUAUUCAUGCACCAAGCAGGAGACAGGUGGACACCUUCGUGUCCCACUGGUGGGGUGAAGAGUUCAGGGACCUGGUGGCCAGCCUGCAACGCUAUGCUGAGUCCCAGUGCAGGAAGAGGCAGUCUCUGGCACGCUAUUCCAUCGUGCAGUCGGUUGCUGCACUGAUCCUGAAUGGCUUGUUGGUCUACCUCAACAUCGGAGAGAAGAUAAAACGUGGCUCAGAGGCGCAGCCCUUUGUGAAUGGCACCAAUGGCACAGAGGAGCAGGCAAUAGCAGGAUCCGGGCAGUACUUCUUCGUCGCUGAAAGGAAGUUAGCUGUGGUGGUGGUUCUGAUGAACGGCUGUCUAACGGUCUUGGUCAUGACCUGCAUGCUCCUAGAAGCUCUCCACAACACCCGGGCAGCUCUGAAUUGGAGCUUCUGGAUUUGUGCUUUUGCCAACAACCAGUACCAGCUGGACCAUGCCCUCAGCCCGACUGAGCCCAUCGAGAGCUCCUCAUUUGCCGAGGCCUUACGCAGCCCGGGGCUGCAAGGUGUCGUUUGCAUCAUCGACCCUAGCUGCACGAUCUAUCGGCGGAUUUGGUGUGCUUUCGAGCUCUUUUAUGUGAUGAAAUGUGUCCUGCCCAAGCAACGCAUAUGCCUGCCGGUCACCUUGGUCAAUGAGAAGGGCGUCAUCAGCGAGGGGGGAGUGAGUGAGUCCAAGCUGCUGCAAAUUAAGACAGCUAUCCAGACAGUCAAGACCCAGGAUGCCAAAGCAAGCAAUCCUGUAGACAAGGAACAGAUCGAAGAGGCAAUGCGAGAAGAGAACACGACCCAUGACCAACUGGACAAGCAUCUGCGAGAGCUUACCAGCGCCGGCCUUGAUAGCGCCAGCUUGCGGAGGCGCGUGCCGUUUAUUUACUUCUUCCUCUGUCCGGUGUGCUCCUUGUUCGCCUCCGAGUGCAUCUUUUGGCUGAUCGUCGCCUGCCGCGGGGUGCACGAGGAGAUGAAGAUCACGGUGAACACCUGGCAGCAAGCGGCGGCGUACCUGCUGCUUAGCUUUGUGACCUUGGCUGCGAUCAUGCUGGUUUGCUUCAGCUCAAUCGACGUGCCUGGAGCCGAAGCCACUGUAGCAGUUGAGGGCCAGUGGAUGGAUCGCCUACAAGACUACAUGCAGAACAUUGGGGAGCUCCAAAUCAGAAUCUCUUUGCCUACAUCGCGCAACAGGCUGCAACAGAGGGUGGCCUACAAAGCAUUGGUCAUCAUUCUGGUGCUUGUUGGUCCUGGGCUUUCCUUGGCCAUUCCACUCCUGCUGGUCACCACCCUAUUUCAGCAGGCCAAGUGGCCUGACUACUUGGAUUUCAUUUGGCAAGUGCGACUGCUUUGGAACAUGGUACAGGUGGUGUAUGCAAUCUUGGGCUUGCUCAUCAGCUUCUCGUACUAUAUGCUUCGAGACACGCGUGGGAUGGGCAUAUUGAGGACCUUUCUAGAGGACAUGCUGCUCUAAGCUCUGAGCUCAUGGGAAACAAUGGUUUAGCCAGGUGUUUCCGAUUUGUUUCUUGAAUUCCAUUUGAAACCGGGUUCGUCCGUUCCAGGCAUGCCCACAUGGGGUGUGCAAGAACCUAAGCAGCCA